Messenger RNA from Guillardia theta CCMP2712, 3450 nucleotides. RefSeq lists its product as hypothetical. The coding region runs from base 1 to 3450 and encodes 1149 amino acids. The record is from RefSeq and is a predicted model, not a curated record. The transcript is spliced from 8 exons. Lineage: Eukaryota; Cryptophyceae; Pyrenomonadales; Geminigeraceae.
AUGUUGGCACGGCUCAUUCUCAUCGCGCUGAUGGCGUGUGCAGCUGAAGGAUACUUGCUGCAUGACGAGCUGUCGACCAAGAUCAGCAGGAUGAAAGCAGGCAUCGCUCGGAUGGAUGAGUUUGAGAUGCCAGUCAGCAAGAGGAUCAUAAAGUACAAGCUCAAGAUCGCCAAGUCAGAGAACGACAUCUCGGAGUUAGCAACGUUCAGCUUCGACUCUGAGUUGUCAACAAGAGCCAAGAGGAGCCUUUCAAGGGAUGACAACCAUGCUGAAACCUUGAUCGUCACGCAGUACUUCGCGGCGAAGCAAAGAACACAGACGCUGUUGGCGGAGUUGAAACGGGAGGAAACUCUCUUGGAAGAUUUGCGGAAGCAGAUUUCUCAUGAUUCAUUGGGAGAGAAAAGCAGAGAGAGGAGAAGGGAGGAGACGGCAGAUGACGGUCAUUCACUAGUCAAUAGUGGACAGCAAGGAGGACUGUCGCAGUACAUUCCGAAACAAUUCCGAAAGAAGGAAAGUGAUCUGUUGCCGAGAGUUGAGAAUGCAUGGGGAGGACCGGUCCCAAUCGAUCAACAUGUUCAAGAGCAAGGAAAAGGAGAAGAGCGAGCACAGGACAAACUCGUCCAGAAGCCCGCAUCAUCGGCAUAUCAAGUUCCAAUGAGAACAGCGGAAUCUGACUGGAAUCCCGCGGAACAAAAGUACGAGAAGUCGAACGAGCAAGAUGCGAAGAGAUCGUCUGUUUCGCCUGACAAGAGCAUGAUCAAAACUUUGCCUGCUGUCAAUCAGAUUUCCUCUCCUCACCGCAAACAGAAAGCUUCCAAUCCGUUCAAGGAGAAAAUCUCACUCACGGACUACGCAAGCUGGUCCAAUCAUGCUAAGAUCAACUUGCACAAGUUCUGGAGAGCAACAACAAAUGAUCAGCACAAAGUCAAUCGAGCUGUAAAGUCCGAAGAAAACAGUCAAGAACAGUAUCGAUUCUACUACCUGGCAUGUUUGCUCGACCCCAAGUUUUCUCACGGGAAGAAAUCCCACGAAGAGCGUUCAGAACAUGUCAAGGCUCUAUCGCCUCCCACAGAGAUGGAGAGAGCUGUCCCUACUCAAGGAGACAAGGAGCAGAGCAAGGGAGAGCAGAGAGGGGAGGGGGGAGAGGAAGAGGGGGAGGCAGCAGUGCAGGUCAGGGUCGAAGUGAGCUCUACCCUGCCAUGCCCAUCGCCUGGUGGAGGUCAGUUCACAAGAGCAGAGCAGAGGAGGAGUUCGGGCGAGUCGUCAGCUUCGCAGUCUGCUCGCCAUGAUCGCAAGGGAGGGAGGAAGCAGCAACAUCUCGCCAAGGGCCUUCAGUUCACGGGACACGGCGAGUACCACCAGAUCGAAUGGCCCAGGAUCAACUCGACGGUGCUGGAGGAGGAGGAGAAGGGGGAGGAGGAGAUGGGAGGGAAGCCCAGGGAGAAGGCGGGGGAUGGCUCAAGGAGGAAGCUUGAACUGCAACCUACGGCAAGGAUGACAAGGAGUAAGCAGGAAGGAAGGGGCAAGGGGGGCGAGGGAAGGGUGAACACGAGCAGGAUCACAGCGGGGUCAGCGGCGGAGAGGAGGAGAGAAGAGGAGGACGAGGUAGAGGCGAGGAGGAGGGAGAGAGGGGAGGGGAAGCAGAGGAGGGGGAAAGAGGAUAAAGCUACAAGUCCCCCGAAAAGUGCAAGGGAGGGAGGAGAGAAGGAGUCGCUCAACUUUAGCUCUUUCGCUCCCCCUCCUGCAGCAGCAGCGAUGUCUCCUGCUCGUGACCCUUCCAAGAGUCUGCAGAGGAUCCUGGGGAAAGUUGUCAGGACGUUGAUCAAGCCGGAGAGAAUGAAAUCUGUGCAGGCAGCAAACAAGCCCGAGGAUGUUGGGACUGAGCUUGCCCGACCUAGAGGAAGAGAGAGUUUGGUGGAGGAGCAAGGCAAUUUGACUGCAAACGUCUCUAUUGACGUGUCGAUCUCAACUGCGGAGAAUACAUCAGCAUGUUUUGAGAUUGAGAACAAGGUCAAGGAGAAGCUUGUUGAGGACAGUUCCAAGGUUUCAAGCGUCAGUGUUGCUAAUGUUACAUCCGCUUGUUCGGCAGUUGAGCGCGUGUUGCUCGAAUCGAACACAACAGUCCAGCAACUUGCCGAUAGGAACGAAGACGUUCUGAGCGAAGCAAGCAGGGUGCAAGGAGACAUCGAACGAGUCCUCCUUCAGUCAAGGUUGUUGGAAAGUCUCAUAAACUCCAGUGCUGCCUUGCCUUCAAACAUGACAGAACUCUCUUGGCUAAACCUUGCAGACAACCUUGCACACCUCCAACAAGUGAACUUCGGAGCAAGUGAGAUCGUGAGGGCUCCACAAGAACUACCAAUGGAACCCAGCAAGCUUGUCGACCAGGGAUCGGACCUUGAGGAGACAUGCAACCUCUCUUCCUCUCUGCCAACAACACCACGCGGUCCUGGUCACAGCGUGAAGACUGAGAAACGUUUCUUCUUCUUCCGCCGUACCGCUGCCAUUGAAGCCAAAAGUCUCAACACCUCCCUCCGUCCCAAGAGCAUACAGGCUGCUGUUGCUGAUGGCGAGGAGGAGGUACAGAAUGCCUUGCGGUUUCGACCUGCUCCGCUUCUGCACGUUUCAUCUCCCGCAGAGGCUCAGGCGAGCUUCACAGAGGUGAGGAGGAGGAUAGAAAACGAGAAGAUCAGAGAGAGAGAGCAAAUCCUUGAAGAGUCGAGGAGCAAGCACAAGCACGGAGAUGUGAAGAGAUUUGACAAGCAGGACAUCAACACCAGAAAUCAAUUCUUGAGAUCUCAAGAUCAUUCGGCAACGGCAGCGCCAGAGAGAGUUCUGAGCUCAGUUGGGAUCAUAUUGCAUCAUGCCGACAAUGGUGAAGUUUGGAUAGAGGAUGCGAACAAAGAUCCUUUUCUGCUCCAUCAGUCGCGAUAUGAGCAGUCUGAGCAAACUGAUGAAGAGGCGGAGAAUGGUAGGAAACAAUCUCUCAGCAAGAAUCAUUCUCUCGCACGCACAACAAGAGUACUUGGUCCCCUCCGCAGUCACAGCGGUUACAUCGGUAUCCUCCUCGACCUCGACCACACCACCAUCUACGGGCAGGACGGGAACGAUCUCAGCAUCGCCUUUCAACUCAACGGUCUUGAUUUCAGCGCUCUUUGUAAGCUCUACACACACCUUCUCAACCCGCAAGUGAAGGACCUGCUGGAAAGAAUCCGCAAACUCGGCUACAUGUUCGAAGUCGCUCUGUACACAAGGCGCUCCCAUCUCCUGUCCUACAUGUCCCUCCUACGUAGACGAGUGAUCAGCCUCAAGUGGAGGGAGGACUGGCACUUCGGCAGCAGCCAUUGUCUCAUCCCCAGCAAUAUCUCGUCUGCUGAAGAAGUGCUCGAGACGUACCGCGGAGUUGCUCUCAUGCCUCAGGUGAUCAGUUGGAGAAGCAGGAUCUUCACAUGA